ACGUGAUGUACACGUACAACGUUGGAGGUGCCGCGUCCCAGGGGUUGUCACGCUUGCGGUCUGUGAGUGGGUCGCUGGUUUGUUUACUUUCUCCGGGGGGGCAACCAACCAAACAAGACCAACGACUUGUCCGACAUUCGAAGUCUCCUCACGAUUAUGAGGAAUCGUUCUGCUACCUACCCGAGCUUUUAUCAUCACCGGUUGGAACCCAUGAUACCAUCAUCGUCUCAUGUACGGAGUACUGACCGACAACUCCUUCUCAUCUCCACGUAACGGCCCGUCUUUCCACCAUGACCGCCGAAAACGAGAACCUACGGACGGCAUCCCUCUACAUCAACAAUCAGCUAUUGUCUAGAGGUCUCCUUCGCGAUGGCCAAACUAUUGAUUUUGCGAAUCCGGAGACGAAUGAAGGGGGAACCGAGACUACCAUGGGUCGCAUCAUGAACAUCGUCAACGACCUCAUCCUCCGCCGAGACCGCGACGCCGAACAACGCGAGUCUCUCUCCGCGACCUUACGUGCCCUUCGCGCCGAAAACCUGCGAUACGCCAACGAUAUCAGCCGCCUGACCGAGAAGCACGCUGAAGCCAGGCGCAAGCUCGAAAUCGCCGAGGCCUCCGAAUCAGCCCUGCGCAGCCAGCUGAAGAGCGCCGACGCCGCUGUGCGCGGUCUCAAGGAGGAGACGGCGCGCGCGAAAACCCUUGUCGCCCAGACUCGCGCCUCAUGCGCCACCGAGGUGCGCCGCCGUGACCGCCAGAUCGACGGCCUCAAGAAGCAGCUCGGCGAGGCCGGUCGCGCUCGCGGGGCCGCCAAGAACCCCACAGUUACUGUCAUCAACGUUGUUGCCGACGUUGGCCAGGAGGGGAUCUCCCAUACACGCGCCGGCGCCGGGGCUACCGCUGAGCAAAGCUACGAUCUGCGCAGCGAGACGAACGAGUUCCUGACCGAACUCGCCAAGAACCUCGGCGAGGAAAACGAGGCGCUGCUCGCAGUGGUGCGGAGGACGCUCGCUAAGCUCAGGGAAAUGGGCGGCUGGCAGGAAGGCCACGCCGUCGGUCAAGGGGACGGCCAUGCGCUCACGCUACAGAGGAAUUGCGCCGAGUUGGAGAGCGAGAUGGAGGCCAUCCUCGAGCAGAUUCGGACCAUUCUCACGAACCCAUCGUUCGUCCCGAUCGAGGAAGUCGAAGUCCGAGAAGAGGAGAUCAAUAAACUACGCGAUGGAUGGGUCAAGAUGGAAACCCGCUGGCAAGAGGCCGUGCAUCUCAUCGACGGCUGGCGCAAACGCAUGGCUGCCAACGGCAGGGGUGUGAACAUGGAGGAGCUCAACAUGAGCCUCCGCCUCAGCCCCGUUAAGGUGCGCGACGUCGAGGAAACGAACCGAGCCGCAGCUCUCCGCCUGUCUUGUGUCGAGGAGGAGCGGACCGAAGAUCUUGAAAAAGCUAUGCGGUCGUGGCCCUGCCGUGGCGCAGGUGGGACCGGCAACGAAAACGAAAACGAAAACGACGACGAGUCUCUCCAGCUUGAGCCGGCGCGGGAAUACGACGUGGAGGUUCCGGGGGAUGACAGCGAGUCCAGUAUAUACCAAGAUGACGAUGAGCUGGACGAUUUGGAGCAUCUGGACGACCUGGACAGAUGCGAGCCCAACGUUGAGAUUCUUCAACAAUCGACCGCGUACCUCAGUUCUCCCCCCUUACCCCUUCCCCCUCAACUAAGCCCGCUCAAGGACUCGUCGUCGGCGGGCAAUCGUCGUACCCACGAUAUGGGGCGCAAACAAAGCAAACCCACCGGCCACUUCACCACCAUCGCCGAGGAGAAUAUUUGGGACCUCGCAAACGACGACAUCUCCUCAGAGCUACCAUCUCAUCGCACCCAGCUGCCCCGGUCACCACAGAAGAUAGACAGAGCCCCCUCUUGUGAGCCAGAAGAACAACCGCGGAUCGUCUCGGCCGCUACAGAUUCCUCGCUCGACGAAAUUCUUCUCGUUCGGCCUCCCUCACCCUCCGGGCCGCCAUCCCCGUCUCCUGCACCAAGACAACGCCCUCCCCGCAAUAUAGAAACCAAGAGCGUCGGGAAAGCAAAAUGCAAGAAAGCUGAAUUCGCAGACAACGUUCAACCGCCAUCAAGCGGGUACCCUAUCAACAGAAGGCGCGACCCUUCGACCGAGGAACGCCGUGUCGCGAAUACCACAACUACCGACAACGACGUUCCCCCACCCCCGGCAGCUCCCGGCACGGCUCAACAACAAACACCCAGCACCCGGCCCGUUUCCUCUUCUCGCCUUCCCCUGCCACGUCCCACCAAUCCUCCUCCCCAACAAAGCCCUCUCACCAUGGCCACCAUAGCCGCCAAACUGGCCGCAUCGGAGCGCGAAGCCGACGCGGCGCGGGUGCGCGCAAAGCUCAAGGCGGCCCGGGGGGUGCGCGGCAAAGCGACAACAGCAACAACAACAACAACUGCAACAACUGCAACAACAACACCCAGCACCAACUCCGCGGCGCCGCAACCUACCAAGACCGAAGAACCCCAGCGGGUUCCGCUGUUCUCUUCGGCAGGGGACGCCCAGGAAGACGUGGACCCCGUGAAGCGGUCGCUUCCGGAAGCCCGACAUUCGGGGGCGGUAGGAGAUGGGUCGAGACGACAAGAGGAGCAACAGCAGCAGCAGCAGCAAGUAGUGGAGGGGCAAGGGAACCAAGGGCAGCAGACGCUGCCGAAACAGCGCAAGCGCGAGAAAUGCGUCAACAAAACCGCUUCACGGCGGAGGAGCACACUCAGCCCGUGGGAGAUGCAGAGUUUGAUUUCGGGAGACGUCCCUGUCCCUGUCCCUGUCGCGUCACCUGCACCGUAGUAAUGAAGAUUAUUUUCGCCUCCUUUCAUUUUUCUUCUUCUCAAACGAAAACCCAAAUGAACAAUGGCAGUCAGAUUGUUCAACAACCAAGCGGAUGGAUAGGAUGGGACGUGUCUUUUUUCUAGGUUACAAGCAACAUGCCCGGUUAAUGCAACGAUAGAGCAGUUUCAUGGUUUCUUCUCAGAUUCGCGAGGGAUGCUAUUAUCCGAUCCCAUGUCACGGAGCAUCAAGCCAGAGGAAGCUGGCAAGUAUCUCUCACCAGACCAGAUGGCAAUCUUGAGCAUCCGGCUGGUUGUGGAACAUGGUAGAACGGCAGGACAGCCUUUUGGGACCCGAAGCCUUGAGGGUUUGCUGCCGUUCGACCUUGCCCUUGUUG
Messenger RNA from Sodiomyces alkalinus F11, 3219 nucleotides. RefSeq lists its product as hypothetical. The transcript is spliced from 2 exons. NCBI's taxonomy places the organism in Eukaryota, Fungi, Ascomycota, Sordariomycetes, Glomerellales, Plectosphaerellaceae. Bases 291 to 2843 code for a protein of 850 amino acids. The record is from RefSeq and is a predicted model, not a curated record.